Ctenopharyngodon idella (grass carp) is the source of this 7017-nucleotide messenger RNA. It is a transcript of the gene slc24a4b, whose product is annotated as solute carrier family 24 member 4b. The record is from RefSeq and is a predicted model, not a curated record. Gene Ontology annotation, biological process: intracellular calcium ion homeostasis; calcium ion transmembrane transport. The transcript has 17 exons. NCBI's taxonomy places the organism in Eukaryota, Metazoa, Chordata, Actinopteri, Cypriniformes, Xenocyprididae. Gene Ontology annotation, molecular function: calcium, potassium:sodium antiporter activity; calcium channel activity. The coding region runs from base 412 to 2274 and encodes 620 amino acids. Gene Ontology annotation, cellular component: membrane.
UCUCUCUGUAGGUGAAGCCGUGACGCGUCGGAUCGCCGUGAACGCUCCGGAUCGCGGAGCGUCACGUGUCUCGGUGGACACCGGAGGAGCUCAAAGUUCCCGACGUUCCAGAUGGGAAGAGCAGGAAUGCUUUCAGAAUCAGAGGGACUGAAGGACAUCACCUGAGACCGAUGUUAUUUACACACGCGCGCGCUUCACGGCAGACGCACGCGGCGCUGCAGGAUGCAUGCAUGCGGGAAUUUAACGUUUCCAGUGUUGUUGCAAUGCGGCGGGGAGGAAUCUGAUGAGAGCAGGGAUCUGGGACAGUGAAGGCUGGGAUUCUGCGCUGCUGUAUCUGGAUCCAGACCUCUGAUCGCGCUCUCUCCGGUUGCGCAUUACGAUCCGUCCAUCAGUGCUCGCUAAAGCCCCGACAUGACCAGCGCGGAUCAGGAGCAGCAUCAGGACCGCACCAUGACGACGGUCUCCAAGAAAUCCAUCAUCGCCAAGAUGUUCAAAGUGCGCAAGAGGAGGGAGAUGCUGCUGGCGCAGGUGUGUUUGGUCUGCAGUGUUCUGUUCGUGGCGUGGGGCAUGUCGACCAUCCUGACCAGGACAGGUCAUGGCAUGAUUGUGGAGGAGUCGCAUAUGGAAUCACAUGACCACUGGGGGCGACGGCUGAUGUCAUCAACACAUGAUAAUGUGACGGAGGAGAAAAACUGCACGGAGCCAGCCAUCCGUGAAUUUCCAGAUGAUGUUUUCACCAAUGCCGAACGGAAGAGCGGAGCUGUACUGCUACAUAUUAUAGCGGCUCUCUACAUGUUCCUGGCCCUGGCGAUUGUGUGCGACGACUACUUUGUGAUGUCUCUUGAGAAAAUCUGUGAGAAGCUGAAUCUGAGCGAGGAUGUGGCUGGUGCCACGUUCAUGGCGGCGGGGAGCUCAGCGCCCGAACUCUUCGCAUCUGUUAUAGGUGUCUUCAUCACUCACGGUGAUGUUGGAGUUGGAACUAUCGUCGGUUCUGCCGUCUUCAAUAUCCUCUGCAUCAUAGGAGUUUGUGGGAUCUUUGCCGGGCAGGUGGUCUUACUGACCUGGUGGGCUGUUUUCCGUGAUUCUUUCUUCUACAUAUUGUCUGUAGUUGCUCUAAUUGUGUUCAUCUAUGAUGGAAAGAUUGUGUGGUGGGAGAGUCUGGUGCUGGUGCUCAUGUACGCUGUAUAUAUCAUCAUCAUGAAAUUUAAUUCCAGCUUGCAGAAGUUUUUCACAAGACGGAGCGACAAGAAUGUUGCCAAUGGAAACGCGGCGGCCGGCAGUGAACUGGAGGAUGGUAAAGACCGUUUAGACUGUAAAUGGGACGAUCCGUCUCUACCGCUGCUGGGUCCAGUCAAGUCCAGUAAGGUGUACAGUCGAGGUUCGGUGGUAAUGGUUGAUGAAAUCAUCAACGCCAGCCCUCCGAAUUACCGUUUCCCUGAAGCGGGUCUCCGUGUCAUGGUCACGAACCACUUUGGACCCAAGACUCGUCUGCGCAUGGCCAGUCGCCUCAUUAUAACCGAGCGUCAGAGGUUGGUCCAGUCAGCCAAUGGGGUGGAGACGGCUGUGGUGGACGGGAAGCCAGACAUCGAGAAUGGAAACUUGCCAGAAGACAAAACCAAUGAGGAGAAAGAGAGUGAACUCACCUCACCAUUCAGAGUACCAGGCGGCUGUGUGAACAGGACUAAAUGGCUGAUCUCUUGGCCGUUAUUGUUGAUCCUGUUCUUCACCAUCCCAAACUGUGCAAAGUCUCGCUGGGAGAAGUUCUUCAUGCUCUCAUUCAUCCUCUCCACCGUCUGGAUUGCCGUCUUUUCCUACUUUAUGGUGUGGAUGGUGACGGUCAUCGGAUACACACUCGGCAUUCCUGAUGUCAUCAUGGGCAUCACGUUCCUGGCCGCGGGCACGAGCGUCCCGGAUUGUAUCGCCAGUCUGAUCGUGGCUCGUCAAGGUCUGGGAGACAUGGCCGUGUCCAACACCAUCGGCAGCAACGUGUUUGACAUUCUGGUGGGGCUCGGCGUUCCCUGGGCGCUGCAGACCAUGGCAGUCAGUUAUGGAUCAGUUGUGAUGAUAAACAGUCGGGGGCUCGUGUACUCAGUGGUGCUUCUGCUGGGCUCUGUCGCUCUCACCAUUCUUGGGAUCCACCUGAACGGGUGGAAGUUGGACUUUAAGCUGGGUGUUUAUGUGCUGGUGCUGUACGCCAUCUUCCUCUGUUUCUCCAUCAUGAUCGAAUACAACGUCUUCACCUUCGUCAAUAUUCCCAUGUGUCGGGAAGACUAGAACCUCAUCAACUGCUCCAUAUCCCAGAAUGCACCAUCCUGAUGUCAUGAUCAUCCCGAGUUUCUCUGUUCUUGCACUCCAGAACCACCAUCACCUCAGAUCGGACGAAUGUUAGUCUUCAUCAGGACUAACGCUUGAUUUCACUGUGGCCCGAGAAGAUCUUCCAGUCAAGCUCAUUUUCCUGACCUCUAACCCCAAAUUUCCACCCAGAAAGAGGAACUUCUCCUUGGCAGCUCUUCUCUUCCAGUUGAGAUCUUUGAUAUCACAAAAUGCAUUGCGUGCCCGCCAAAUAUGGAUUGCACCAGGAGCGUAUGGACGUUUUCUACACGCCUGUUUUUCUGUUUCUUUUUCUUUGUUAAAAAAUGUCUUUUUGUAAGCGUGUCUCAAAUGUCCUCCGAGUCAAAUCUCUUCAUUGCUCAUAGAAAUGUAAAUUUUUUUGCAACAUAUUUCUUUUUUUAGCCUAAAAGGAAGCAAAAUUUUUAGAAAUGCAAGAGAAAUGAAAGUAUUGCACAUAAUGUAUUAUCACUGUAUCAUACAGGGUUUGUUUUUAGCGUGUCCUAAUCAGGUACAAUCGUCCAAAGAAUGUUUGUGUGAACCAGUCAUGACAAAUUAUCAUGCUGGGUGGCUCCGCCCACAGUGAAAUCUCAUUGGUCCAAAAUAUCUGCAUACUUUCAUUGCAGACAGACUAAUUAUAUAUAAUUGGAAAUGUGUCGUGACUCAUGCCUGAUCAGGACAUCAUUUUCUUUUCUUAUCAGUAUUUGUGGUCUUGUUUUCCAGUAGAAAUAUCUAAACAUCCUUAAAACAAGAUACAUUUUCAUUUUGAGUUAAAGGGUUAGUUAUAUAUAUAUUUAUGAACUUUAUGUUAGACGCGAUUAAUCAUGAUUAAUCGAUUUGACAGCACUAAAUAAGAUUAAAAAUAGUAAAUAGCUUAAAUUCAAAUACUCAAUGAUAUUAAGACUGAGUCAAGAGUUUUCAAAGUUUUCUUAUUUUCUUUCUUUCUUAAUUUUCCAAUGAUAAUUCAUGAUAAGUAAAUGUAUCCUGUUUUAAGGAUAUUUAGAUUUUUUUUUAGGAAAACCGCACAUAAAUACUGAUAAUGAAUGAUUUUGUUUUGCAGAGUAUUUGUGUAAGUUAUUUAUUUUUUUUUUUUUACAAAAUGUUCUUGUUUCAUCAUCUUAGGAGGUUUUGAUGUAGCCUCUUUGAGGGCUCUGUGAAUAUAAACUUGCCUAUGAAGAGAUUUAAUAAUCAUAUUCAUUUAUAAGUGAGCAUCUACCAUGUGGUUUCUGGUGGUUUAGAGCCGGUCUUGACCUCAGCGGGAUGCUCAUGAGAUUCAAUCCACUAACGCUGUGUCUACACUGUUGCUUCCAGACGCGGUGUUAGAGGGAGCUCAAUCAUUGUGAAAUGGAGAAAUUAGCACUUUAAAGCAAGCGAGCGGUUCGGUCGGUCAGACGUGUGUGUUUAUGUGUGUAUUUGUGUGUAUCAGGGGAAACAUCUUCAUGACAGUCUUUCACCUGACCAAUCUGUGCUCUGCAUGAUGUUCUUCCUCAGUAUUUUUGUCUUGUUUUCAAGUACAAAUAUCUAAACGUUCUUAAAUCAAGAUACAUUCACUUGAGAAGCAAAAUAAUUUAAGAAACUGAGUCGUUUUUUGGAAUAAAAGGGAAAACAGGAUUAUUUUUUGACCCCACUGGUUGGUAUUUUUUCUUGUUGUAAGCAAAAACUCACUUCAUUUUCAUACACAUUUCACAAAACAAGACUUAAAGUUAUUUUGCUUCUCAAGUAAAUGUAUCUUGAAUUUUUCAACAUCACUGUCAAGUUGUUUUAAGCAUUCUGAGUAAAUUUAGUUCGAUUUAUGCCUAAAAAUAGAAGAAAAAUACUCAGAAAUGCAAGGGAAAAUUAAAGUAUUGCACAUCCUCCAUUGUUAUUGUAAUGAGGAAUAAAAUAUAAAAGAUAUAUAUUUCUUGUUUUAGGUGCAUUUCUAAAUAUUUGUCUCCUUUUUUAAGUGUAAAUCAAACUAAAUUUAGUCAGGUUUAUGAUUAAAACAAUUUGCCAAUGAUUUAUCUUGAUUUAGGAAUUUUCCUACAUCAUUGGCAAAUUGUUUUAAGCAUAAACUCACUUCAUUUUGACACAUUUUUCCGAAAUCAAGACUUGAUAUCUUAAGCAAUUUUGCUUCUCAAGUAAAUGUAUCUUGAUUUAGGAAUUUUUCUUCAUCACUGGCAAAUUGUUUUAAGCAUUUUGAGUAAAUUUAGUUCAAUUUAUGCUUAAAAAAGAAGAUAAAUAUUUAGAAAUGUAAUGAGAAAUUAAAGUAUUACAUAUCCUCAAUUUUUUAUUGUAUAAUAAGAGUAAAAAAAAGAGAGAUUUUUUUCUUGUUUUAAGUAAAAAUUGACUUCAUUUUGAUAUAAUGCUUAAAACAAGAAAAGAAAUCUUAAUAUGUUGUCAUUUUCCUUCUCAAGUAAAUGUAGGAAAAUUCUUAAAUGAAGAUACAUUUAUUUGAGAAGCACAAUUAUUUAAGAUAUUAAGUUGUUUUCUAUAAAUGUGUCAAAAUUAAGUGUUUUUGCUUAAAAAAAAUGUUUUAUAUUUUGAUGAUGAUGUGCAAUACUUCUCAGUUUCUCUUGCAUUUCUAAAUAUUUUUCUUCUUUUUUAAGUGUAAAUUGAACUAAAUUUAGUCAGGUUUAUGCUUGAAACAAUUAGCCAAUGAUUUAUCUUGAUUUAAGUAUUUACCUACAUAAACUGACUUCAUUUUGACACAUUUUUCAGAACAGAAGACUUAAUAUCUGAAGUCAAUUUGCUUCUCAAGUGAAUGUGUCUUGAUUUAAGAAUAUUUAGAUAACUGUACUAGAAAACAAGACAAAUCUACUGAGGAAGAACAUCAUUUUUUGCAGCAUGGGUACAGCCACCAACAGCACACGUCUGCGUCUGCAAUGCAUUGUGGGACGUUCCACCGAGGUGAUCUCCGGACAGUCGUCUCCAUGGCAACCACGGCCCUUGCCCAGUUCCGACCUGGCAGCUACAGAACCAAACCUCCGCGGAGACGUUUUCCCGUCACGUGGGCCGAAACGUGGCACAGCUGCUUUUGUGGGGUUAUGCAAUAUGAGCACUGCUGUUUCUUUGCGGAUCAUUCCGGAUGUCAGAGGGGAACAAUAAGCGUUUAUUUUAUGAAUGUUGGGAGUGAAAGAGCAAUAGGAUUCGUUGUGGACACUAUGCAGGGAGGAUAUGGCUUUAACUUCCUCCUCACAGGGCAGUUCAGGACUCAUGAGCCGCCUUGAACUUCUGAGUGGAAGAUGACUUUGAAUGAGAAAGGAUGUAGACCAUGAAGGUGUUUUUGAGAUGAUUUUGAUGUCUUGUGCAUCCUCCAAACUCACUUCCCUCGCAACUUCACCCAGAGACAAUUAGUUCCUCUUGACUUUUCUUACAUGUAUAUGCAUUUCUGUCUGACAAAGGAACAUAUAAAGAACAAAACUGAGCAUAGAUGAAUAUUCUCUAGUGCCAUUUUGUAAUAAAAGGGGUUAAAUCUAACAAAAACGUCCAUAUUUCACCCCAGGACAACGUUAUAUUUUGCACAUGAAUUUGUUUUUGUACCAUUGUUUUUUUUCAUUGUGACACUGAUUUCAUGAAAAUUAAGCACAUUUUCCUCUCAAACUCUCAAAGCUUGGAUGUUUUUUUUACGGUUUUGUAAUUUUCUCUUAAAAAAUACAUUAAAUAAAUACUGUAAUACAAUAUUUUAUUCUCAUUUAAGGCAGUAUGACAGUACCAUGAUGUAUACAAUCUACAUAAUAUGUCAGAAUUUAUGUAAAAAAUAUAUUUUUAUUUUGUUGCAUUGCAAUAAUAAGCAAAAUAUUUAUUAUCAUUAUUUAUUUGUUUACUAGUUGGUUGCAUUACAUAAUGAUAAUUUGUGGGAAAUUUGUGUUUGUAAUUGUCAUGAAAAUAAUGUUUCAGUGCAAAAAAACAAUUCUUGGUCCUAAAUAUAGACUUUGUUUUCUUUAUGCAAAAUAUAACAUCUUUAUUUGUGUCAUUUUGGGGUGAAUUUUGACCUGGACAUUUUCUGGACUUACCCUGGAAACGCACAUAUUGAUAAUGCAGAAUUUUACAGCUGUUGCAACUAAUUUGUUCUUUAGAUAAAGAUUAUUUGUACAUAUGUUUGACCAAUGACUGAUUUUCCAUCAGUUGAACUGAUGGGGUCUUCAUUUGAGACUUUGGGUUUUUGUUGUAUAUACACACACACACACACACUCUCUCUCUCUGUCAGCCAACACAAUGAAUUAUGUAUGAAAUAUCUGUUUAUGAAGUCACUUUUUUAACAAGUAGAAUUCAGAUGGCAUAAUUGUUGUACCUCUACAUAUUGUUGAUUGUAUGGGAACUUACAAAAAUAAGUGCACACUCAUUCAAUACGUGUAUGAACUGCGACCCCAUGCACUGUGAACUCAACGUGAUGUGGGAUUCAUGCCAAUAAUAAUGAUAAUAAUAAUAAAUGUAUGAUGAUCAAAAUAUAAAUAUAUCUAUUUCAUGUCAAGUUAGUUACUAUGAACCAUAACUGAAUACAUCUGUAAAACGUAUAUGAAUGUAUUGUCAUGCUUUAAUGGACAUACAGUAUCCAAACAAUGCAUUUUACUGUAAAGCAAUAACAUGAAAAAAAAAUAUAGAAAUAUAUAUAUAUAUAUAUAUAUAUAUGUGAAAAGAAUUAUUCCUGUACAUUUGUCAUAUCUUUGAGAAGGAAUGUUUAAAAUGUCACAAAUUAAAUGAUGCCAUUUA